Pneumocystis carinii B80 is the source of this 564-nucleotide messenger RNA. RefSeq lists its product as hypothetical. NCBI's taxonomy places the organism in Eukaryota, Fungi, Ascomycota, Pneumocystomycetes, Pneumocystales, Pneumocystaceae. Bases 47 to 529 code for a protein of 160 amino acids. The transcript is spliced from 4 exons. Gene Ontology annotation, biological process: translation. Gene Ontology annotation, molecular function: structural constituent of ribosome. The record is from RefSeq and is a predicted model, not a curated record. Gene Ontology annotation, cellular component: ribosome; cytosolic large ribosomal subunit.
AAUAUAGAGCCUUCGACAAAAUAUACGGAAAAAAGAGUGCAAAAAAAUGGGCAAUUUAAAGGAUAAUUCGCUGUUAAAUAAGCCUAAUUUUUAUGAAUCUUUAUCAGGAGAUGUUGUUUGGAGUUGUUUAAAAAAAAACGCAUCAUUUUUGGUGAAACAGAGAGUAGGAAAACCGGUAGUUUUUUCAAGGGAAAAGGUUAAUCUUGUUAAUAAACAUGUAUAUUCUUAUUGUGGUCUUUUGAACGAUAAGGGAUUGGGUAUUGAAUCAGGAAAAAACAAUAAAGGAUUAGUAGUUUUUAUGAAGAAUUGUCAUUUAGAAGGCAGAAAUCGGCCUUCUUCUAUGCUUCGUAAGGUAUACUAUGGACCAAAAUCUCAUUGUUAUACGGUUCAACGUAUUAAGCGAUUAUUGGUUAAAAAAGAGUAUUCCCUAAAGCUUCAGAGUGCGGCUAUUUCUCGUGCAGCUUUACUUUUAUCUUCACAAACUGUUAAAAAACCUUUACCAGAAAAAAAAUCUAGAAAAAAAGUUUAAAACAUGAAAAAACAUAUAAAUAAAACAAAAGAUCC